GAGGAAGAGAGUGAGAAAGAUAGAAAGAAAGAUAGAAGAAAAAGAAAGAAAGAAAGAAAGAAAGAAAGAAAGAAAGAAAGAAAGAAAGGAGCAGUUAGGAGAAGGCGCGCGCGUGCGUGCGUACGUGCGCGCGGCGUUAAGAGACAAGAGAAGCGAUAGGCGACGGACGCGAUACGUCGCGGCUGCCGGCGGAACGUUGCGAAGGGACGUUCGCGCGAAUAGAAAAAAUGAGCUGUCAACGUAAUGCUGGCAAGAUCACGGUGCCGGACGAUCUUAGAGACGUUCUCUUGGAAUUUACGAUCAGUUAUUUGUUAGAGCAGCCCGGGGAUAUAAUCGACUAUGCGGUCGAGUUCUUCACGCGACUCAGGGACAAUCGACGAACGCAGUUGAUUCAGCCCGAUGCGCACACUUGUGCUUCGACACCGGACGAGUCUGUUGAUGAAGAACCACCGGUCGGCAGGUUUGCGACCAGAAGGAAGAGCGUUUUCGCUGAAACUUACAAUCCAGAAGAAGAUGAGGAAGAAGACGGCGUUAAGAUGGUGCAUCCGAAGAGUGAUGGCCAAAGACAAAGGUUAAGCGAAAGCGUCAAGAACAUUCUUUUGUUUCGUGCUUUAGACGAAGAACAAAUGGCUGACGUACUCGACGCAAUGUUCGAAAAAACCGUUCAACCAGGAGAAUUUAUCAUUAGACAGGGUGAUGAUGGUGAUAAUUUUUAUGUUAUCGAAAGAGGGAAAUUCGACGUAUACGUUAAAGAUCCUAAUGGAGUAGAAACUAAUAUUCACACUUACGAUAAUCGUGGUGCUUUUGGAGAAUUAGCACUUCUAUAUAACAUGCCUAGAGCGGCUAGUGUUAAAGCUAUUACUCCAGGUACUCUUUGGGCUAUGGAUAGGCAAACUUUCCGUCGAAUUCUUUUAAAAUCUGCGUAUAAGAAACGCAAGAUGUACGAGGAUUUGAUUAAUAAAGUUCCCAUGCUUAAAUCGCUCGAACCUUACGAGCGCAUGAACCUCGCUGAUGCUCUUGUACCAAAACAGUAUUUAGAUGGCGAGCAGAUUAUUAAACAAGGAGACACGGCUGAUGGAAUGUAUUUUGUUGAAGAUGGCAUUGUCAGAAUUACUAUAUUGGGUGAAAAUAAUCGCGAAAUAGAGAUUAAUCGAGUUCCAGCUGGAGGAUAUUUAGGUGAAUUAGCAUUGGUGACGCACAAACCUCGCGCAGCUUCGGCCUAUGCCGUAGGAGAUGUAAAAUUGGCCUUUUUGGAUGUUGAAGCAUUCGAACGUUUAUUGGGCCCUUGUAUGGAAUUGAUGAAGCGUAAUAUAGAUGAUUACGAGGAUCAACUGGUCAAAAUUUUUGGCAGCAAAACCAACAUUUCCGACAUUCGAUGAACUAUUUCGAAUUUGUAGAUGUCGCGCUGCUGUAUCGAAAACAUACUUUCGUACAGUAAUGUAUAACAGAGCACAAAAUUAUGCCACCACCUAUUUCUGAAUCUCAUCCGCGUAUUUCAAGUAUCGUCUCGAGUCGACUUUCGUAUGACUGUCCAAUGUCAGCUGGUAAGAUUCGCCAUUAAUAAUUAUCAAGUUUAUACCUGUGACACACUAAACAAAUUUACAAGAUGCUCGGUUCUUCGUACAUACAUCACGGUAUUAUAAUAACUUUCUAAGACUGUAUUAGAUCAAAAAAGUAUUAAAAAUUUCGCCGUGCACUCACUCGCAUGGGAGAUUGAGAUCUGUUUAUGAGAGAGAUGAAAAUCAGUAAUGUGUAUAAUUGACAUAUGUAUAACGUUUCUCAUUAGAGCGUUGCUCGCAAGUUAUAAGAAAUACUCGGAAUCGUAAUACGUGAAAAAUAGUAUUGUUUCUCUCUUUAAUUUAUACUAGAACGAUUUGAGUUGUUUAAACAAAAUACACUUUAUCAGAAUGCUCGUCUAUGCCUUUGCAUACUUUUGCAGACACGUAUUUCUUAUUUGAAAUAUAUGCUCUUAUGAAAGUUGCUUACUCACGCUCGUAAGUAGCAUUAUAAAUCUCCAGAGCAUUAGAAGAAUUUUAUCGUACUCUGUUCGAUGUUAGAUAUUGACCAAAGUAUACCGGCGUAAAAGAUAAACACGCCGAUGGCAUCUUUCUAAUCGUUUUAAUUUUAUACAUAUUGUAUAUCAAAAAUCUGAUAUACUAUGCAAGACAGCUUUCACUAUAUUACGUACCUACCCAUUAUGAUUUUUAUUCAUUGAAAGUACGAAAAGAAAAUAAGUAAAGGAGAUUGAAUAUGCAUUAAGGAUAUGCAUGAAAAUGUACAAAUAACUAUUGACACGGCUUGCGGAAAAAUCAGACCGUGUCUUUAAUGCCACGUUUAUUAAAUACAAAUGAAUUUAGUAGAAGAAGGGAAGAUAACAAGAAAUGGCGUUUGUUCAGUCGCGAGUAUAAUUUCAUUUCGAUUAUCGUUAAUCAUAUUUUUCGAGAAUCGUAAUCCUUUUUAUUAUUAUUUUAAAAUUAUAACACAGUAGGAAAAGAGAAGCGAUUGUGUAUAUUAAAAGUAAUAGAGAGUACCAUUCUUGUUUCUUCCAUCGAAUAGUAGAUUUGAUAGUGCAAAGUCAAAGCAUUGUUCAUUGUAUAUUUAUUAUGUUGAAGAAAGUGAAGUGUUAUUGUUAUAAUUACUCUAUUAUCGAAUGUUACAGAUGCACUUUGCAGGAAUAUCUUGUCUCGCUGCUUUUGUACCGAAUUCUAAGUCAUAUUUAAUGCAAAUCAAAUAUAUUUCAAAGCAGUUUCUAUGUUCCUAAUUUUAUAACGCGAUCGUUUUUAAUUUUUGUUAACAAUCAACAAAGUAUCGAAGAAAAUAUAGCAGCGCACAAUUCUAUGCACACUUAUCAUAGAGAGCAUAUGCCGAUAAACAAUCGGUUAAAUGAUAGAACAUGCGAUCGAUAAUAUUUAUCGCACUAUUCUCACAUAGAAAUUCUUUCUACAUACAGAUAGUAAAAUGUCUACUUUAUUGAUCGAUAAAUGGGUUGUAUAAACAUGGAUUUAAAAAAAAUAUAUAUAUAUAUAUAUAUUAAAGCGGUAUAGAGAUAUUACGAUGAUAUCGUAAAUUAAUUUUCAUUUUUCUCCGUUGGUAUGAAAUUUAUCGUUUGUUUAAUUCUUUAUCGAGUUAUUAUCCUUUUUGAAAAAGAAUAAAUACGAUAUUUAUGAGGUGUACACCGAUUUGAACAAAUGGACAUUUUUAAAUUUGAAGUCUUAAAAAAAAUCAUGAAAUUGAUGAAUUUAAAAAUUAUAAAAAAAUACAUUCAUUAAAUCUAUCGAUACCAACGGAAGAUCAGUUUUAUUUUUAUUCAAUAUUAUAGGGCAUAUUGAAAAUUAAACAAAAUGAGAAAACGUCAAAGAGAUACAAUCAUCAUAAUCAAGGCCAUUAAAUCAUUAAGUGGGAGUCGAUGUAUCGGUCAAAUUUCAUUUUAUAAAAUUGUGUGUUUUAAUCUGGCGACAUAUAUAUCUAUAUAUUUCGUCUUUACGUAAUUUGACGAGGAAUUAAGAAAACAAAAAUUUUUCAAAAUAUUUUUAUCACAGUCGAAAUAUAUUAUACAACUUUAUAUCUGGAAUUCUUAUAUAAAGAAGAAAUGAAUUUAAACGCCCUACGAAUUAAUAUAUUAGCCGUUUGACACAAUCAGAUUGCAAUUUUUGCGACCACCAUAAUAUCUAUGGAAAAUGAUUUUUAUUAUCAUUAAUUGUACGAUCAUUACACGACUGAAAUAGAAUUAUGCCAUUAGUUUUUUAAAUAAUAUCAUUAUCAUAAAUCAAGAAAAGGAGACAAAAGUAAAAAUAAAAUAGAUCCGCAUAAUCUAUUUUAGAACGAACAUUACGUUGUCGUAUUUUUACAAAACCGCUUUCGGUACAUAGAUACACUUGUUCACGUUCUAUGUCGACAGAUAAAAUGUUCGUAUUAUUCAUAUAUAUUAUAAUGUAUGUUCCCUGCAAAUGCCUUUUUUAUGUUUGUGAUAUUUCAAUAUUCAGUGUAUUCCAUUCUCUGUUUUCGUUUAUUCUCAAUAAUCCUUUGUAGUCUUCCGUUAUAUAUUUUAAACUGUGAUAUUAUUUUUGAUGAAAUAAGUAAUUUGUUUCUUAUAACUUCGUUUAUUCGUAAAAUGUACGAAUUCAGAUAAAACAAUUCGAUAUGAAAGAUUCUUUCCACGGCCGAAAGAUCUAAUAAUGAUCUAGAAAAAAAAAAAAAAGAACAUAACAACAACUCCUUUACUAUUGAAUAGAAUAAUAACAAAAGCAAAAAUGAUAAGACAAAAGUCGAUAAUAGAAAGAUGUUAAUUAAAAGAAAAAAGAUGAAAAAAAAAAAAA
Vespa velutina is the source of this 4316-nucleotide messenger RNA. RefSeq names its product cAMP-dependent protein kinase type II regulatory subunit (gene Pka-R2). Gene Ontology annotation, cellular component: cAMP-dependent protein kinase complex. The record is from RefSeq and is a predicted model, not a curated record. Lineage: Eukaryota; Metazoa; Arthropoda; Insecta; Hymenoptera; Vespidae. Gene Ontology annotation, biological process: regulation of protein phosphorylation. The transcript is spliced from 8 exons. Gene Ontology annotation, molecular function: cAMP-dependent protein kinase regulator activity. The coding region runs from base 228 to 1379 and encodes 383 amino acids.